AUGGCACAUGCCAGACGCCGGAGUGCAGAGGGUCGCUCGCAUGUAGACUCUCAACGAUUCAGUGCUUCUCCGUCGUUGAAACACCAUAGAUCCAAAAGCCAUACGUCGUGUUCGCCAACUCGGGGAACUUUGCCUACCGGAACUCAAUCCGAUAUUACGCCAGUUACUGACUUGACUUUACCUGUUGUAGCUUCACCACCCCCCACCAACGGCUCCGCCACCCCAGCCGUGGAGUCUCCUGAGAGCAGCAAGCCCAGCUCCCCCUUUGUUGAGCGCAGCAACCCCAUGGGAUCAGGAAACGCACAAACUGUCAGCUCCAGCGACCCGAAGGCUGUGGCCCAGGCCGCCACCGACAUGAAGAACGUGGUUCGCCGCAAGUUGACUGGCUAUGUCGGUUUUGCCAACCUUCCCAACCAAUGGCACCGCAAAAGUGUUCGCAAGGGAUUCAACUUCAACGUGAUGGUUGUCGGUGAAUCUGGUCUCGGAAAGUCGACUCUUGUGAACACUCUCUUCAACACCUCUCUCUACCCCCCCAAGGAGCGCACCGGCCCCAGCCACGACAUCAUCCCCAAGACUGUGGCCAUCCAGUCGAUCAGCGCAGACAUUGAAGAGAACGGUGUUCGUCUUCGCCUCACCGUGGUUGACACUCCCGGAUUCGGUGAUUUCGUGAACAACGACGAUUCGUGGCGCCCGAUUGUAGAGAACAUUGAGCAGAGAUACGAUGCCUACUUGGAAGCUGAGAACAAGGUCAACCGUACUAACAUUGUUGACAACCGUAUCCACGCCUGUGUCUACUUCAUCCAGCCCACCGGCCACUCCCUCAAGCCUUUGGAUAUUGAGGUCAUGCGCCGGUUGCACACCAAGGUCAACCUGAUCCCUGUGAUCGCCAAGGCCGAUACAUUGACGGACGAGGAGAUUGCUCAGUUUAAGCAGAGAAUCCUUGCCGAUAUCCAACACCACUCUAUCAAGAUCUUCGAGGGCCCUCGCUACGAACUCGACGACGAAGAAACCAUCGCCGAGAACCAGGAGAUCAUGUCGAAGGUCCCCUUCGCUGUGGUCGGUGCCAACGCUGAGGUUGCCACCGCUGACGGGCGCAAGGUCCGGGGCCGUAGCUACCCAUGGGGUACCAUCGAGGUCGACAACGAGGAACACUGUGACUUCGUCAAGCUGCGCCAGAUGUUGAUCCGCACCCACAUGGAAGAGCUCAAGGAACACACCAACAACUUCCUGUACGAGGACUACCGCUCCGACAAGCUGACCCAGAUGGGUGUCGCUCAGGACCCGAGCGUGUUCAAGGAAGUCAACCCAGCCGUGAAGCAGGAGGAGGAGCGUGCUCUACACGAGCAGAAGCUCGCCAAGAUGGAGGCAGAGAUGAAGAUGGUCUUCCAACAGAAGGUGGCCGAGAAAGAGAGCAAGCUGAAACAGAGCGAAGACGAACUAUACGCUCGACAUCGCGAGAUGAAGGAUCAACUGGAACGGCAACGCCAGGAACUGGACGAGAAGAAGAGUCGCCUCGAAAGUGGUCGACCGAUCGAAGAGAAGGGCAAGCGAAAGGGCUUCUCUCUUCGUUAG
Messenger RNA from Aspergillus nomiae NRRL 13137, 1572 nucleotides. It is a transcript of the gene aspB, whose product is annotated as septin AspB. Gene Ontology annotation, cellular component: septin complex; septin ring; cytosol. Gene Ontology annotation, biological process: cytoskeleton-dependent cytokinesis. Lineage: Eukaryota; Fungi; Ascomycota; Eurotiomycetes; Eurotiales; Aspergillaceae. The record is from RefSeq and is a predicted model, not a curated record. The coding region runs from base 1 to 1572 and encodes 523 amino acids. Gene Ontology annotation, molecular function: GTPase activity; GTP binding; molecular adaptor activity. The transcript has 3 exons.